Messenger RNA from Pocillopora damicornis (cauliflower coral), 2492 nucleotides. RefSeq lists its product as uncharacterized. Gene Ontology annotation, molecular function: protein binding. The record is from RefSeq and is a predicted model, not a curated record. NCBI's taxonomy places the organism in Eukaryota, Metazoa, Cnidaria, Anthozoa, Scleractinia, Pocilloporidae.
UUCCCAUUACUUUCUCUUGCUUCUACCCCACUGCGACCCUGUUUCCAUGGUCCUCUACUUCGACGAACGAAGUCAAUUUUCUGUCUUCUUAACCUCAACCUCAAGCUUGCUUGAUACUGACACAUCUACAAUCACGGACCUAGCGCGUCCUGAAAGCCGCGGUCACACAGUCACGGUUUUAGGUUUGUCUCAACUUAGUCGAUGAAAUGUCACUCCAAAUGUUUUGAACAAUCAUUUCAAUUUGUUGUACGCAGGGGUGAUAUUGGCUCAAAUAAAAGGCUGCUGCUCUGAAUAAUUCAUGUAUGACAGGCAGCUAACAUUACACAACUUCCCGCUGUUUGUGUUCUUUCAAAAUUUGCAGAUUCUGAUAUUAACUCCAGAUUUUAAUUCACCUGCUUUUCUAAUUUUGUUACCAUAACAACAACUGCCAAAAUCUAUCUUCUCUCACUACAAAUAAUGAGCGGCAGAAAACGUUUCGUUCAGGAUCAUAUUUCAUCAUUUUGCAAAGGUUAGCGUUACAAGGAAUGAAUCUACUGAAAUCCUGGCGAGGAAGUUUAACUGAUAUUUGUCUGAUGGAAUGCUAAUUCAUCAGUUUCGGAACAUAUUCUUGAAGUCAUUCUGUGUUUUCUAAUGGAAUCAAAUCGUCAAAAUCGUCGACAUAUGAAGGACAGUACGACAAGUAACCGAACUUAACUGCGGCAAAAAAAAUCAUGGCAGCUUUAGUUAAGGCUAUCGAGCGGAAGAGAUUCAAACAAGCCAAAUUACUUUUGAAACUUGGCGACAAUGUUAAUCAACAGGAACAAUUAUCAGGAAAAACUCCUCUCUUAGCGCUUUGUUUCUUAGAGGACGAGAAUCUAGCGUGUCGUAUGACAAGGAAGCUACUUCUUAGAGGAGCAGACGUUUGCAUGCAAGACGAACAUGGAAUGAGUCCACUCAUGCAAGCUUGUAAGCUGGGUAAAGAGAAACUAGUCAAAGUACUUAUUCAGAGCGAAGAGUGUGAUUUUGCUGCUGCAGACAAAAUGGGGAAUACUGCGCUUAUUUACUCCGUUGAUGCUGGUAACGCUGUUAUUACUAAAGCUCUCACAGAAGCAAUGAAUUCCUACGAUAUACGAGCUACUGAUAAAGCCAACAAUAACGGUGAAACUCCUCUGAUUAGAGCGAUGAAACUCAAACGAGAUGACUGCAAGGAAGUGUUAUUAAAUGAUGGGAAAGCGUCCCCUUCAGCCCGCGAUUUUGAUUUAAAACUAAACGCAAAAGAAUGGGAGAGGUAUCUAAAAGAUAUGGCCGAGGAUGAAAUAAAACCUAUAGAGGAUAAGGCGAAAAGAGUCCGCUACAGGGAACAAAAUAGAAGUUCAUGUGUGAAGUCAAGGUUCUCAUCCAUAAUUGAUUAUGGACAGGAUAUGAAGAGUUCGACUAAGCUAGGAACGCAUUCAGUCAGCUUUAAUCACAACUGUAACGAUAUAAAUUCUACCAAGAGGUUUCCCCAAAGGACAAAGUCUGCUUCUUUGGUGACUUGUAUCAACACUAACAAACGCCAAUCGACAUCUAAGAUUUUCCAUUCGGAGUCAAGUGAUGCUGUAAGGAAAAUUACUGAAAUGAAUUUUUCAGAAAAGGGAAACAGUCGAUGCUUUGAAAAACAGACGAACAAAGGCGAGAUGAUUUCAAACCAAAACAGUAAGUCAAUGAGAACCCCAGGGAGGUCAUUCAAGCGUCAUAAAUUGAAGACAUACCCAGUGAAGAAAAUGCUUCCUUCGACUGCUGCUGUCACAGAAAAACAAAAGAUGGCAUAUGAAAAGACUGGUGAAGACAGUGGAGACGGGUUAUUUUUUGGUCAAAGCCAUAUACCUCAGCUUUUUAAUCUGAUGACUCAGCAAAGGACCCAUUCAUUCCGGUCUUCAGCAAAGACACCAGCCCCCGGAGAACAGAGAAGCAAGUGGUCGGUCCGUGAAGGGAAAGAAAAUAACAGGAGAAUAUUUUCUGGAAGGAACUCAACCACGAUGCAAAAGCAGUGUCUCUUAGGCAGAAGAUGGUCCACAGCCGAGUCUUCCCUUAUUGCGCUCGAACGAUUUCCCUUGCUUUACAGUCGUUCGGAUUUCCAGGCGUUAACUCCAGACAACCGCGUGACUUUGGAAAAAUCAGCUUUGAAAACAAGACCAAACUCUGAACUAUCAAGCCUAGAAGAGCAAGUUACAAAAGGAAAGAAUUUAAACAGAAAAUCAAAAUCACCGACUAUAUCUCCUAAUUUUUUGAGGCUAAACAUACCUCUCUCAGCAUCCCUUCCUGACAGCAGUCGUCACGGACGGAUAAAAUCUUCCAGACCAAGAUAUGCAAAGCGCAAUAGUGACCCACUCCCAGCAGAUAGAACCUUAUUAAGUGGGUCGUUGAGGACAGUGACUGCAGGCCCAGUGAUCGAGGAGAUAGAGGAAGGAGGGGAUAACGAGAUAUGAGAAAAAUUAAUGGAAUGUGGAUUAUCGAGGAUACGAUAAUCUGAA